This is a messenger RNA of Erigeron canadensis, 1626 nucleotides long. RefSeq lists its product as uncharacterized. The transcript is spliced from 2 exons. Lineage: Eukaryota; Viridiplantae; Streptophyta; Magnoliopsida; Asterales; Asteraceae. The coding region runs from base 1 to 1626 and encodes 541 amino acids. The record is from RefSeq and is a predicted model, not a curated record.
AUGAACGGCCUGCAGUAUCAUCCACAGCCAUAUGGCACGCAGGCGAUGGGACCCCUACACCAGUAUUUUGCACCCCAAUUUGCAACACAGACCUUCGGGUCGGCACCAAUUCCAAUACCAUACGGGCUUCAGAACUGGGGGGCUCCUACGUACCAAAAUGCAUUAGAAUUCAGUUUGGUUGGAGGAAGCGUCAAAAACUUACCCUUCGUAGCCUGGAUACAAAAAUAUCCUCUCCCGACAGACUUGAAAUACCCUUUGCACCUUGGGACCUACAAAGGAAAAAGCGACCCGGAUGAUUUCCUGGAAGCAUUCGAGGGAGUAGCUGAGAUGAAAGCAUGGAACGUACCCAUUGCGUGCCGAAUGUUUAGGUAUGCUCUCGAAGGGGAUGCCAGAGAAUGGUUAAAAAGCGUAAUGAAAGGGUCAAUUGUUAGCUUUGACGACCUCAAGGAAAAAUUUAGAGCCCGAUUCAGUCAACAGAAGAAACACAAGAAAAUCCACGUGGCGGCCCACGGGAUAAGACAAAGAGAAACAGAAAGCUGUAGAUCAUUCAUUGACAGGUUUACCACUGAGACAGAGGAUAUAGUAGACCUCGCUAAGUCCCAAAGGAUAUCAGGACUAAUUCAUGGCCUUCGGCACAAACCACUGGUAGAGUUCCUAUAUAGGGAUCUUCCAAAUACUUAUGAAGAGGUCCAAAAGAGAACGCAUGUAUUCUUAGAUGCAAGGGAAAUAGCUUCGAAGGGGGACAAUAGUCCCCCACAUGACAAAGAGGCUUCGACAAAAAGGGGGAAAUGGGGAAAUGAUAGGGAAAAACCUAAAUAUAGCCCGUACCAAAAGGAAGAUAGGGGAUUCCACAAGACUAUUCUACCAGAACUGAAUAAGACUCCAAAAGAAAUCCUACUCACCGAAAGCGUGCUAAAGAAGGCCAUAGAAGAAGCUAUUAGCGAAGGAAAGCUGGCACACCUGGUUAAAAGUGUGAGGCAGCAAAACCCCAAGAAAGAGGAUGAACAAGGAGAAAAGAAAAAAGGCCCAGAAAAGACUAUCUAUACUAUUUUAAAGAAAAAAACUGUGGAAAAGCGCCCACUCCCAAAGAUGUACCGAGGCGAUGUAAGCAAUAUCUCAUUUCCUUCAACAUACAAGGUCUUCCGUGACCCACUGUUAAUCACUGCCAUUUUGGAAAUAUCAAAAGUUAAGGAGAUAAUGGUAGACACAGGGAGUGAAUGUAAUGUGCUGUACGAGAAAGCGUUUUGGAAGUUACACCCUGUGUCACGAAUGAACCUCAAGAGAACAGAAGCUUCGGUACAAGGGUACUGCGGAGAAACAGGUAAUCCCAUGGGAAAGCUAUCAGUUAAAAUGACUAUCGGAGAGGGAAGGUGGAAGCGAACUGAGAAAAUCAGUUUUCUGGUAGUCAGUGGAACUUCCCCAUUUCAGGCAAUCCUUGGAAGACCCGGGAUACAAAAGUUUGAAAUGAUCCCAUCCGUCAUUCAUGGCAUGAUCAAGUACCAAUCGGACAGAGGCAUUGGAACCUUAGUAACAAAGAACAAGAAGCUAUCUGAGGAAGGCCAGGAUGGACCCCAUUACCUGACAUGGAGCGAAGGACCUUACCUAGGUCGUAAGGAUGGAUACUAA